UGAGGGCUGUGGGGACGGGUGCUGUCCCUGAUCCACAGGCCUUGGAUGUGCCCGGUCAUUGGGAAUGAUAGGCACUGACAUCCCUAUGGCCUGUGCAUCUGAAGAGCCCAGGCCACUUUUCUCUCUGCACUUCCUGCCCCUCGCUCAGCUGGAGCAUCACAUGGAAGACAGGAACCAGGAAGCAGAGGACAGAGAAGCAGAACUAAGAGAGUGAGCAUCCGACUCUCGAUGAGGAGGCUGCAGCUUCUCCUCUCUUGGGCUUCAUGCGGAUGCAGGUGACGUCUGUGCUGAAGAAAUGAUCCCAAGAGUCAUGGACACGUGGCUGCCUACAGCUUUGUUGCUCCUACAGGCCCCAGGCUGUGUUCCUCUGAGUGGCCCUGGGACUGUGACAGGCAUCGUGGGGAGAUCCCUGAGCGUGCAGUGUCAGUACGAAGAGAAGUACAAGACAUACAACAAGUACUGGUGCAGAAAAUCAUUGUUACUGUGUUCAACGAUUGUGAAGACCAAGAGCUCAGGAGAAGUGAGGAAAGACCGAGUGUCCAUCAGGGACCAUCCAGCCAACCUGACCUUCACGGUGACCUUGGAGCACCUUACCCUGAAUGAUGCAGACACCUACGAGUGUGGGCUAGAUACACCAUGGACUGAAGGAUUUGAUAAGUCCGUCGAGGUUAUGGUGUUUAUAGUCCCAGAGCCAAAUGCAGACUCCAGCCCUGGAAACAACACAAGCACUCAGGAGCCUUCCACGUCCCCAUCAGUGAACACCCAGCCUAGUGAUACCACAGAGGACACUUCAGAACCCAGCCCACAGCCUCGGUCCCUGCUGAGCAGCAUCUACUUCAGGCUCCUGGUCUUCUUGGAGUUUCCCCUGCUCCUGAGCAUGCUCAGUGCCAUCCUGUGGGUGGACAGACCUCAGAGAUACCCUCGGGGGAGGCAGAAUCAGGCAGAUUAUGAGAACCAGUAAUAUCUGUCCUGGGACACAGCCUUUCUGAUGGAUGAGGAUGGCCAGAAAAUUUGUGUUUCUUUUAGAAUACUCUGAACGUUCUAGAAAUACCUGAGAAACUUCUUUGUACUGUAUCAAACACAUAAAAGAAUGUACCUAAUAAAAAGGCACUUUAAAAAUAGACUAUCCUGGGGCUAGAGAGAUGGCUCAGCGGUUAAGAGCACUGACUGCUCUUGCAGAGGACC
Molecule: messenger RNA, 1185 nt
Organism: Nannospalax galili (Upper Galilee mountains blind mole rat)
Lineage: Eukaryota; Metazoa; Chordata; Mammalia; Rodentia; Spalacidae
Product: CMRF35-like molecule
Exons: 4
Coding region: 296-961 (221 amino acids)
Cellular component (GO): plasma membrane
Molecular function (GO): transmembrane signaling receptor activity
Source: RefSeq, a predicted model, not a curated record